UUGUGUGUCGGUGGUCGGUGUGGAAGCUGCCCGUUUGGCUCCACGCGUCGCGCAGGCGGAAGUGUUAAGUCUCUGUCCGUCUCUCGGAACCAGAAGUUUCCGCAAAGAGAACAUGUCUCAGCCCGAGCGGGGAGGGGACGCGGAGGAGUCGAAGUUCGGCUCGGAGCGGCGAGCCGGAUCCCCGGUGAACCCGAGGGCGGUGUGCAACGUGUGCACGCGCCUCUUCCGGGACCCCAAGAUCCUCCCCUGCCUGCACACCUUCUGCGCGGACUGCGUGGGUCGCCUCGAGCCCUUCGCGGUGUCCCCGCGCGGGAGUCGGCCCGCCGGCACCGUCACGGUGCUCUGCCCCGACUGCGACUCCGAGGUGGACCUCCCUGCGUCGGGACCGGGGGGGCUGAGCACCGACCACCUGGCGCUGCACGACGUCUUCCUGGAGACCCUGGCGACGGACGGCCCGCUGGGAUGCGACCUGUGCGGCGAGGGGGGCGCCGAGAGCCGCUGCGACGUCUGCUGCGUCAUCCUGUGCGCGUUCUGCUGCCAGGCGCACAGGCGCCAGAAGCGCACGGCGUCCCACCCCGUUCCGCGCCUGGAGGAGCUGAAGUCCCGCGGCGGCCUGCGGCGCCCCGUCCUCUGCCCGCUGCACCCCGACGAGGAGCCCCGCCUCUUCUGUCCGCCCUGCGACCUGCCCGUCUGCCCGCAGUGCGCCGCCGCGCUGCACCGCGACCACGGCUGCCGGCGCGCCCCCGACGUCAUCGGGCUCCACGGGGGCCGCAUCCGGGAGGUGGUGGCGGCGCGCCUGCGACCCCGCAUGGAGCGCCUGAAGGAGUCACUGCAGAAGGUGGAGAUCUCCCAGGAGGCUUUGCAGGCCCACGCGGACGCAGCGGCCAAUGAGGUGAGGGUGUUCGCUCGGGCUUACGUCAGCGUGGUGGAGGACCACUGCCUGUCCCUGCAGCACCGCCUGGAGGAGCUCCACGUCCAGCGCCGCAACCAGCUCCACCUGCAGAAGGCGCAGCUGCAGCAGGCGCUGCUGGACGUGGGCGGCGCCGUGGACUUCGCCGAGAGGCUGCUGAGCCGCGGCUCGGACGUCGAGGUCCUCAGCGCCAAGGGGGUGACCCUCAGGAGGCUCGCCGGCCUGGCGGAGACGGGCUACGACCCGGACCCGGCGACCGUCGCCCCCGACAACGGCGGCGGCGGCAUCAGCUUCGUGGCCGGCGAGCCGGCGGGGGAGGAGCAGGGCUUCCCGCUGGUCGGGGCGGUCCACUCCAAGGCGGUGGACCUCGCCAGGUGCUCGGUGGAAGGAGAAGGGCUGCAGAGGGGCGUGGAGGGCGAGCAGGGCCACUUCACCCUGGUGUGCAGGGACUCGUCGGGGCAGCAGGUGCAGCGAGGUGGAGAGGUCGUCCUGGUCAGCAUGGUCCACAAGGAGAAGAAGGACUGCGCGUUGGAGGUGACGGUGUCCGACGGCGGAGACGGGUCCUACGGCGUCUCGUACGCAGCCGAGGAGCCGGGGACGUACUCGGUGGGGGUCUGGGUCAAAGGUCAACACGUCAAGCUGGGAUAUUUGAGAAGUAAAGACCGAGACAGACCAGCUGACAGUCCCCGUCCCGUCCUGCAGGGCUCCCCCUUCCCUCUGCAGGUCAGGAGGAAGCUGAGGCGUCACGGCGGGACGUUCCACUGCUGCUCCUUCUGCUCCAGCGGAGGGUCCAAAGAGGCUCGCUGUGGCUGCACGGGGUCCAUGCCAGGGGGGUUCAAAGGCUGCGGUCACGGUCACAGAGGACACCCCGGGAGGCCUCACUGGUCGUGCUGCGGCAGCACGGCGGAGCUGUCCGAGUGUUUGCCCCCCAGCGUCGUGGCUGCCGUCUCUCCCCGAGGACACCUGCGGACCGUCGAGCUCUGAGGAGGCGAGGGGACGAGGGGGCGAGGAGGCGAGACCUGUCCAGGGGGGGCUUGAUUAGAGAUAAAAAAACUACACAUCAAAUGUUAUUUCUACAAACUGCAAAGUUACACCGAUGUUACUUCUCUUUGACGGCGUGUACUGACAGUAGUACGUCCUGCUACACCUGUCUACCUCCUUCUACACCCUCCUUUGUCCGGCUACACCCUCCUACGUCCUUCUACGUCCAGCUACACGCUCCUACGUCCUGCUACACCUGUCUACCUCCUUCUACACCCUCCUUUGUCCUGCUACACCCUCCUACGUCCUUCUACGUCCAGCUACACCCUCCUACGUCCUGUUACACCUGUCUACCUCCUUCUACACCCUCCUACGUCCUGCUACACCCUCCUACGUCCUUCUACACCCUCCUACGUCCUUCUACACCCUCCUACGUUCUGCUACACCUGUCUACCUCCUUCUACACCCUUCUAUGUCCUGCUACACGUGUUUACCUCCUUCUACACCCUCCUACGUCCUGCUACCCCCUCCUACGUCCUUCUACACCCUCCUACCUCCUUCUACAUCUUUCUACACCUCAGAGAGACGGUGUUCAUGUUUCUUAUUAUCUUUGAAUCAGUCAUUUUCACAAAGGAGCUGAACUCAGUGUUUAAUGUCUUCAAUGUAAAAGUAUUUUAGAAUCAGCGAGCUGUGGAAUUGUGUUACUUUUGCAUUUUUAUACAGAGGAGAUUUUUUGUAAUUAUGUAAUAUGAAAACAAUUAUUCUUAAUCCAGAGAAGUGCAUGGACAUCAUGAUAACAAAAUGUUUCAUCAUUAUUUCUUACUCACUAAUGUAUUCAUGACUUCUGUUGGCCAUCAUAAUGUUUCUGUCUCGCCUCUCACAAUGUAAAUUCCAAAUGAUACGUAAGUACCCACCAAACCAUAUGCCAUAUUUAACAUAGAAAUACGAUGUGUAGCUGAUGUGAUUAUAUAUCAUCUGAGCCACACAAUGUGUUCCUUCUGCAUUCUGAACAUGCAGCUGCCUUCAGCGUGUGGUUUUAUGCUGCUGAUGGAGCGUGAAAGAGAACCACGACCUCCCCUUGUGGUUUGUGGAAUAUUAAAGAUGGACCAGCUGCUGUAGUUCACUUACAUUCAUCUCAGGAGAACUUUUAACUGAGACGUUACAGUAAAAUAAACACCUUUAACACACUUUACCUGCACCUUUCCUUUACUAAAGUCCAAAAGGACUAUUGGCACGUUUUCGUUCAGCAAAGAUGUCUUAAUGAUUUGAGGUGCAUGAGACACUCUGACAUUUGACCUUUGACCCUUUAUAGAGCGUGACACGCCCUCGGCACGCCACCUGGUGGCAGCAGAGAGCUGCGCCUUUUCCCCUUUAUUCACCGGUCGCCUCCUCCUCCAGCUGUGACGUGAACUUUUCCCUCCUGGUUCCUGUUGAUCACCGUCAUUCAUUGAUAUCGUCAGUUUGAUGCGUUGGAAUCUGUUCCACUAAAAAGAAAGAA
This is a messenger RNA of Pungitius pungitius (ninespine stickleback), 3389 nucleotides long. RefSeq names its product tripartite motif containing 45 (gene trim45). Lineage: Eukaryota; Metazoa; Chordata; Actinopteri; Perciformes; Gasterosteidae. Gene Ontology annotation, molecular function: ubiquitin protein ligase activity; zinc ion binding; protein binding. The transcript is spliced from 8 exons. Gene Ontology annotation, cellular component: nucleoplasm. Bases 113 to 1894 code for a protein of 593 amino acids. The record is from RefSeq and is a predicted model, not a curated record.